AUGGCCUCGCGCCUCCUGCCGCCGGCGCUCGCGCCGCUGCUCCUCCUCCUCUCGGCGGCGGCGUCGCCCGCGGCCGAGGCGACGCUGCACCCGGUGGACUACCUGGCGCUGCAAGCCGUGCGGCGGGCGCUGACGGACCUCCCAGGCUCCCGCUUCUUCGCCUCCUGGGACUUCACAGGCGACCCCUGCUUGUUCGCGGGCGUCUCCUGCUCCCCGGACGGCCGCGUCACCACACUCGCCCUCGGCGACCCGCGCGCGGGCGCGCCGGGCCUCGCCGGCACCUUCCCGUCCGCGGCCAUCGCCACGCUCCACGCGCUGACCUCGCUCUCCCUCGUGCCGGGCCGCGUCACGGGGACGCUCUCCCCGGCCGUCACCUCCCUGCCCGCGCUCCGCUUCCUCGCGCUCGCUGGGAACCUCCUCUCCGGCGACCUCCCGGCGUCCUUCGCGCCCGCGCUCCGCACCGUCGACCUCAGCAAGAACGGGUUCACGGGGCGGGUACCCGCGUCGCUGCUCCAGCUGCGGGUCCUGCGGACGCUCGUCCUCUCCCACAACGCGCUCUCCGGCGAGAUCCCGCGGGCGGUGAGGUCCCCGCUGCUCCACCUCGACCUCCGCAGCAACCGCCUGUCGGGCGGGGUCCCGCCGCUGCCGGGCACGCUGGUGUACCUCUCGCUGGCGGGGAACCGGCUCUCCGGACCCGUCGGGGGCGUGCUGCGGCGGCUGCCCAGGCUGUCGUUCCUCGACCUCGGACGGAACUUGUUCUCCGGCGAGGUGCCCGGGGAGGUGUUCGCGUUCAGCCGGAUCGGGUACCUGCAGCUGCGGAAGAACGCCUUCUCGGGGGAGCUCCGCCCGGCCGGGCGCGUCCCGCCGGGCGCCACCGUGGACCUCAGCCACAACGCGCUCUCCGGCCGCGUCCCGCCCGAGCUCGCCACGGCAAGCGCGGUGUACCUCAACGGCAACCGGCUCGCGGGCGAGGUGCCGCGGGAGGUGGCCGCGGCGGCCGAGGCGGGGCGGAUGCGGGUGCUCUUCCUCCAGGACAACUUCCUCACAGGGAUCGCGGUGGGUGGCGUCCCCGCCAGCGCCGCCGUGUGCGCGCACUGGAACUGUGUCGCGCCGCCGCCGGCUGUCGUCGCCGCCUGCCCUGCCAAGGGCGGCAGGGGACGCCGGCGGCCACAGACGCAGUGCCGCGGCCGGAGGGGGUGA
Messenger RNA from Miscanthus lutarioriparius, 1200 nucleotides. Lineage: Eukaryota; Viridiplantae; Streptophyta; Magnoliopsida; Poales; Poaceae. The record is from the annotation of a GenBank genome assembly.